AUGUCCGUGGUGGGCUUUGAUGUGGGCUUUCAGAACUGUUACAUCGCCGUUGCGCGGAGCGGCGGCAUUGAAACCAUUGCAAAUGAAUACAGUGACAGAUGCACCCCAGCAUGCAUUUCUCUGGGCCCUAAAAACCGAACCAUUGGAAAUGCUGCUAAGAGUCAGAUCAUAACAAACUUUAAAAACUCGCUUCAUGGCUUUAAGAUAUUCCACGGGCGAGCGUUUGACGAUCCUUUUAUUCAGGGUGAGAAAGCCAAGUUGCCUUACAAUCUUCACAAGUUCACCAAUGGCAACACUGGAGUGAAGGUUCGUUACCUGGACGAGGACAAGGUGUUCACUAUUGAGCAGGUAACUGCCAUGCUGCUCACCAAGCUGAAAGAGACUUCAGAGAGCGCGUUAAAGAAGCCCGUGGUGGAUUGUGUGAUUUCUGUGCCCAGCUUCUUUACUGAUGCACAGCGUAGAUCUCUGAUGGAGGCCUCUCAGAUUGCCGGCCUGAAUUGCUUGAAACUGAUUAAUGAUACCACAGCAGUGGCCUUGGCGUAUGGCAUCUAUAAGCAGGAUCUGCCAAACCCAGAAGAGAAGCCCCGUAAUGUAGUGUUUGUGGACCUUGGUCACUCAUCUUACCAAGUCUCAAUAGUGUCCUUCAACAAGGGAAAACUGAAGGUGCUCGCUACGUCCUUUGACCCGUAUCUAGGUGGACGCAACUUUGACGAGGUGCUGGUGGAGCAUUUCUGUGAGGAGUUUAAGAGCCGUUACAGGCUGAACGUGAAGGAGAACCCUCGUGCCCUGCUCCGGCUCUACCAAGAGUGUGAGAAGCUAAAGAAGCUGAUGAGCGCCAACUCUUCGGAGCUGCCGCUCAACAUCGAGUGCUUCAUGAAUGACAUCGACGUCUCGGGGAAGAUGAAUAGGGGUCAGUUUGAAGAGAUGUGCGCCCCCCUCCUCAUGAGAGUGGAAGCACCACUGAAAGCCGUUAUGGACCAGUCAAAGCUGAGCAGAGACGAGAUCUGUGCUGUUGAAGUUGUGGGCGGAGCCACUAGAAUUCCUACCAUUAAGGAGAGAAUCUCCCGGUUCUACGGUAAAGACAUCAGCACCACCCUGAACGCGGACGAGGCUGUAGCUCGGGGGUGUGCUCUACAGUGUGCAAUCUUGUCCCCAGCAUUUAAGGUUCGUGAAUUCUCCAUCACAGAUGUGGUCCCCUUUCCAAUUACCCUUCGCUGGAGGUCUCCCACAGAUGAGGGUGUUGGUGAAUGUGAGGUGUACAAUAAGAACCAUGCAGCACCCUUCUCCAAAGUCAUUACCUUCCACAAGAAAGAGCCAUUUGACCUGGAAGCAUUUUACAGCUCUCCACAGGAUCUGCCAUUCCCAGACACCAGAAUAGGGUGCUUCACCGUCCAAAAUGUUGUGCCGCAGCCAGACGGGGACAGCUCGAAGGUCAAGGUGAAAGUGCGUGUGAAUGUGCAUGGCAUCUUCAGUGUGUCGAGCGCCUGUAUGAUUGAAAAGCAGAAAGGAGAAGCGGAAGAGGUGCAGAUGGAGACGGAGCCCACCAUCCAGAAUGAAGGCAGGCCAGAGGACCAGACUAAAAUGCAGGUGGACCAGGAGGGCCAAGGUGAGCAACCCAACGAAGAGGGGAAAGCCCACAGUUCUAAUAAUAAGGAGGGCGGUUGCUCUGAAAAGCAGGAUCAUGGAGUAGGAGGCAACAAACCCAAGUUGAAGGUGAAGAGCGUUGAUCUGCCCAUCUCGACCUGCACUUCCAGACAGAUGGACAGAGAGAUACUCAACAGCCUGGUGGAAGAGGAGAGGAAGAUGAUAAUCCAGGACAAGCUGGAGAAGGAGAGGAACGAUGCGAAGAAUGCCGUGGAGGAGUAUGUGUAUGACCUGCGAGACAAGCUGUGUGGCGUCUACGAGAACUACAUUACUGAGGAUGACAGUAGCAGACUUACUCUAAUGCUUGAGGACACAGAGAACUGGUUAUAUGAGGAUGGUGAAGACCAAGAAAAACAAAUCUAUCUAGAGAAGCUGACUGAGCUCAAAAGGUUCGGUGACCCGAUUGAGGAGAGGCACAGGGAGCAGGAGGAAAGGCCUCUAGCUUUUGAUGAGCUGGGCAAAAAAAUCCAGAUCUUCCUGAAAGCUGUGGAGGCAUACAAGCAGAAGGAUGAGCGCUACCAGCACCUGAACACGGAGGAGAUGAGCACCGUGGAGAAGAGUGUAAAUGAAACCAUGAACUGGAUGAACACCAAGAUGAAUGCCCAGUGCAAACUCACCAUCGCUCAGAAUCCAGCUGUGAAGGUGGCAGAGAUCCUUCAGAAAGUGCGAGAGCUAGAAGAAGUUUGCAGUCCUGUGGUGAACCGACCCAAACCCAAAGUUGAAGAGCCAGCGGACGACAGCGGGGCUCACAACGGCCCUGGAGCAGGACAAGGCACCGAUGGCAAAGGCAGCCAGCAGACAAAGAACCCUGGACAGAUGGAGGUGGACUGAACAGCUCCACAUCCAGCCUUUGCUAGCCUCCCUCAAGCCACCAUAUGACCCUCAUAACUGACUCUGAACCUGCAGUCGGUUCCAUUCUCUCUGCGUGCACUACUGUAUUUGCACAUCUGUUUGUUUAAAGUUUCCCAUUGGUCUUCUGUUGUACGUAUGACAGUUCGGAGUCCACUAUCCUUUGAAUGUUACAGCUUUAUGUGAAAUUAGGUCCAGGGUUAGACACCCAUGAUAGUCAUGUAAAUUAGUUGUAGCCUAGCAUUUGAAAAAAAUGUUGCCACUCUCAACAACAUAUUGUAUUCUUUAAGAUGAUGUGAAAAUCACCGGAGCAGUCCAAAGCACUCGUUCUGUCAUGGCGAAUUGUAGCUUGUUUGGGGAACCUGAGUAAUGGCUGAAUAAACAUGAGUGAAUAUGUAUGCAAUUAUACAUAUAAAUAUAUAAAUAUAUAGAGUAUAUAUUUGUAUUAAUACAUGACUUUCAAAAGGAUGUCUUGUCGAGGACCUGUAAAUAUUAUUUUAGUAAUUUGAAUUUACCCGUAAGUAGAUAUGUAUAUACCGGUACACUCCCGGUGGUGAAGUGGCAAUGCUUCCAGCUCCGAGUUGUCAUUUACAAAUACAAUGUAAUGAGCUAUUUAUUCCUUUAUUCAUACAUUUCCCCCUGUCGGGUCAUGAGAUUUGACGAUGGCAUCUAAUAAAAACAUCUUUGACCAGUGUGUGACUAA
Molecule: messenger RNA, 3196 nt
Organism: Electrophorus electricus (electric eel)
Lineage: Eukaryota; Metazoa; Chordata; Actinopteri; Gymnotiformes; Gymnotidae
Gene: hspa4l
Product: heat shock protein 4 like
Biological process (GO): protein folding
Cellular component (GO): cytosol; nucleus
Molecular function (GO): ATP binding; ATP-dependent protein folding chaperone
Source: RefSeq, a predicted model, not a curated record